UAUAUAUAUAUACUAGCUUAUGUGCAACUGCAACUGCAUGAUAACUUGUACGCAAGCCCCAGCUACAUAAGGAAGAUAGUAUUUUUUUUUGUUUCUUUUUUUUUGCUCAAGGCAUUUGGUUAAAUUAUAAAAAACUACAAGUAAACAUUCAGUAAAGUAUUCGAAACGAUUUGACCUGGAGCUUUUUUUUGCAAUCAUAACUCAUCCAGCAAUUUUAAUUUAUUGAGUGAUAUGGCUGAUCAAGAUGAUCAGGAUGAAUUGGAGUUGGAUUACCAUUUAACGUUUCCAACAUUUCAACAACCAGAAUUUAAAAAAAAAGAUAAUGAAUUUGUAUUUAUUUUUGAGGAUAAUGAUAGACCAGUUAUUGUGUUGCUAGGUUGGGCUGGAUGUCAAGACAAAUAUCUUGCCAAAUACAGUGCAAUAUAUGAAGAUAAAGGUUACAUUACACUGCGAUAUACGGCCCCUGUGAAAUGUUUAUUUUGGCGUCGUAAUGAAAUACCAAAUAUUGGCAAACGUUUGCUCCAGGUCAUCUCGGAUCGAAGCCUCGAUCAACAUCCAAUAUUUUUUCAUGUGUUUAGCAACGGUGGAGCUUUUCUUUAUCAACAAAUAAGCCUUGCUAUUGAACAAUCUUACAAAAAUACUAGAGUAAAAGGUGUUAUUUUUGACAGUUCGCCCGGGGAAAGAAGAGUCACAGCAUUAUUUAAAGCAAUUAGUGCCGUAUUGGGUGGUAAUCUAAUGACAAACAUUCCCAUGUCACUUUUAAUAACAAUUUUUUUGUCUGUACUUUGGCUUUAUGAGGUUUUUGCUCAUGCAUGGGGAAUUGAUCAUCCAGUACGAACAAAUCCAAUUGCCCUCACCGAAGAACCACAUUCCUGGCCUCAAUUAUUUCUAUACUCAGAUGUUGAUACGUUAAUACCCGCAACGGACGUUGAAAAAUUUGCAAUUCGCCGAGCAGAACGUGGUAUCCAUGUACAACUUGUGAUGUUUCGUGAUUCACCUCAUGUUAAACACUAUGCAACUUAUCCAGAUGUUUAUGUUAAUACUGUCUGUAAUUUUAUCAAUGACUGUCUCUCGUUUGAUAAAAAAUCAAAUAAUAACAAUGUAACAGACAAAUGUAAAUUUCAAGAAAGAAUUUUGGGAUUAACAAGACCAAUUAUUACAAAACGUGGUGUGGGCCAAUUAAUCUACCGUGAAGUUGAUAGAGAAAAAUUAAACUAAAUAUUAAUAUUAUUAUUAAAUAUUUAAAAAACAAAUUUAAACAAACUCAUUUACAUCAAUUUUAUUUUGUGUAAAUAAAAAUUUUAAAAAUUAUGGGUUGAUUUAUUAAAUUGUUAAGAAACAGUUUUUUUUUUUUUUUUUUUUAAAUUUUCAUCUCGGUGCUCAACGAGCUGGUCUCGUUAUUAUUAAUUUUUAAAUUUAAUUGAUGUAAAAGAAUUUAUAUUUACCAGCUUAGAAAUUUAAAAAAAAAUCAAAAUUAGAAAAUAUGAAAAUCUGAUUUGUGCUGAAAAAUAAUUAAAUAAUUAUUUAUUUGUGUUAAAUAUACCUAAAUAAAAAAAAAAUUAAAUUCAGUUAAAUGUAAAAUAAUAAAAGAAAAAAAAAAAAAAA
Aphidius gifuensis is the source of this 1605-nucleotide messenger RNA. Its product is annotated as transmembrane protein 53. Lineage: Eukaryota; Metazoa; Arthropoda; Insecta; Hymenoptera; Braconidae. The record is from RefSeq and is a predicted model, not a curated record. The transcript is spliced from 5 exons. Bases 232 to 1218 code for a protein of 328 amino acids.